CAACAAAAUGAAAAUAAAAUACAUUUUUCUAUGAAUGAAUGAAAUAUUUACGCACGUUGAUGAACAACUGAUUGACGCACGUUGAUAAUCAAUCCAAUCACUAAUCGAAAACUGGACAUCCAUAUACGUCCAUAGUAUUCAGAUGAGAUCAACAUCAACAACAAUCUAACAGACCUAGACACAUCUCUUCAUAUGGUCUUCUCUCUCUCAUAUCUUUAAUCACAUUGUUUGUAUAUAGAUAAAUGAUCACCAUCAUCAUAGUGAUAAUCUUAAAUAACAAAUUCUCAUUUCACCAUUGCCAUCAUCAUUGUCAUCAUCCGAUUCGAUCGUUACGCAAAUAAAACAUUUUGUUUGUUGAAAUUGAAUGUUUACAAUACACAUCAUCAAACAUCAUGAUCAAAAAGUGUUGGAAUAAAUUGUUGAUUGAAAAUGUAUCAUCAUUAAUCACUUGUAUAGUGUAUUAUUAUUAUUUUAUUGUCAUGAUUAUUAUUGUUCAAUCAGCAGUAAUAAUCGAUAGUAAUAGUCAUAAUAAUAAUCGAUUAUUAUUAUUGACAAAACGUGAUUGGAAAUCAACAUUACCGGUACCGAUACCAAAACCGGGAGAAUAUUCUCAAGGUUCUAUACUGCAAUUUUUAAAUCGUAAACAAAAUUUGGAUAGGAAAACAUCCAAUCAAGAUGUUAUUACGACAAUUGACAAUACUGAUCCAUUAUCAUCAUUGCAACAAUUAAAUCUGACUGAAGCAAAUCGUUGUCUUUUGGGUAGCGAAUUUGACCAUUGUCCAGCCAAUCUUGAAUGUCGAUCAUUGCCACAUUAUGAUUCAAAAUUCAAUGUUUGUGUUCAAAUUGAUUGUAGUUUAGAUUGUCAAAAUUUUAAUGAAAUUCAUUGCCCAUCGGAUAGUCAAAUUAUUCAACAAAUGAUUGAAAUAAAGGGGAAAAAAUGUUGUCUCCAUUUUUGUAACUGUGAUGAAAAUAAAUGUACUGUACAAAAAUGUCUUGGUUCACGUCCGGUCGUUUUAAAAAAGGCAGCGAAAAUUCCGGGAAAAUGUUGUGAUCAAAUUGAAUGUAAUCCCUAUAUACCGAAAAAAUGUAUCGGUUUGAAUGGUGAACAAUAUAAUACGGGUGAUUCAUGGCAAUUGAAUGACGAUUGUCAUCGUUGUAAUUGUAUUGAUGGUGUACAAAAAUGUGAAAGUAUUGAAAAUUGUCCAUAUAAAUGUUUACCAGCUAAUCAUACGGAAAAACUUGAUUCAAAUCAAUGUUGUCCACGUUGUAAAGCUUGUAUCGAUGCGGAUGGACAAAAACAUAUUGAUUCAUCGAUAUGGAUUGAUAAUUGUCGUCGUUGUGAAUGUAAAAAUGAAAAAAUUAUCUGUAACUCACCAUAUGGUGGUCGACAAUUUUGUGAUCGUCCUUGUAUGGAAAAUGAACAUCGUCAAUGGCAAAAUGAUCAAUGCUGUGAUAAAUGUGAAUGUAAUUUAAAUUGUCCGUUUGGUUUUCAAAUCAAUUCUACUGAUAUUAAUCAUAAAACAUUAUGUAAAUGUAAAGAACAUCUAAUCCAAAAUAAAUCCAUCAAAACCGAUUAUAAUUCUCCUCAACAAGCCUCGAACACAAAUCAUUCCAAUCCAAUAUGGAUUCUAUUAGGUUUUGCUAUAUUAAUUAUUGUUUGUUCAUUUUGUUCAUAUUCGGCAUGUGCUUAUUUUAAAAAUCAUCAUCAUCCAGUUACAACAAAAACAAAUUAUCAAUAUAUUAAUCAA
Messenger RNA from Dermatophagoides pteronyssinus (European house dust mite), 1748 nucleotides. RefSeq lists its product as uncharacterized. NCBI's taxonomy places the organism in Eukaryota, Metazoa, Arthropoda, Arachnida, Sarcoptiformes, Pyroglyphidae. The record is from RefSeq and is a predicted model, not a curated record. Gene Ontology annotation, molecular function: protein binding.